Molecule: messenger RNA, 321 nt
Organism: Colletotrichum truncatum
Lineage: Eukaryota; Fungi; Ascomycota; Sordariomycetes; Glomerellales; Glomerellaceae
Source: RefSeq, a predicted model, not a curated record
AUGGCCUCUGAUGGUGGAAAAGACGAAAACUGGGCAUCUGCUACAUACAUAGUAGCCUGGUCAACGCCCAGGAAGACAGUUGAUCUAUAUGUUCAACUUAGCUUAUUCAGCAUGUUGGAUAAAGAUCAGCAAACGAAGCGACUGUUGUUUCGGAAGUUUCAAAAGGGAUUUGAUGAAAAGGAAUAUCAAUUGGCUACAGCAGAGAAGAAGAUUGCAAUGUUGGAAGCAGAAGUUGAGGCUGGAAUGGUACGGAAGCGGCGUAAGGUCCAAAUUAGCCCAAAUUCGAAGUUUGCCAACAUUGAGGCAAUUCACAAAGCCUAA